AUCGCCCCUUCAUUAUAUUGGCUUUCUGUUAUUCACGCCCUCCGUAUUCACCAGCUGUUCCAUCAUACCCAUAACUUUAUCCAUGUCUUCCCAAUCUUAUGACCAGUAUAGGACAUACAUUGAUCAUGACGCACCGAGAGUCCCCCGACGGACUCCCAUGGCAUGCCAAUUCUGUCGAGGCCGAAAGUUAAAAUGUGACGGAGGACGUCCAAGUUGCGGUAAUUGCAAUCGGCGAGGUUACCCAUGUGUCUAUGUACCGGUUUCAGAACAACAAAAAUAGUUGCUUUUUUCGAUCCCGCGCACUUGCCGUUAGCGUCAUCAUUUCUCAUCAAUAUACAUCGUCACCCCCCUUCUAUCAGCUUUUCGCCCUCUCUGAUAAGUAAUAUUAUUGCUCGCUUCUCGUUACGUACACGGUCUCAGUGCCCGACGGAAAAUUCUUCCCCGGGGACUCCGUACAUAUUCCCAUCUAAUAACCCUCGCGGGGCUUUUUGAACAGAGUUUGUGGUGACAAUGGCAUAGCUGUUAGGGGGAAAGCUCUGGCAGGAAAGAUGACUGGAUAAGUAGAUAGCCUUGUUCGUUUCGCGCAUUAAAAACCAACACGAG
This is a messenger RNA of Pisolithus orientalis, 603 nucleotides long. RefSeq lists its product as uncharacterized. Gene Ontology annotation, biological process: regulation of DNA-templated transcription. Gene Ontology annotation, molecular function: DNA-binding transcription factor activity, RNA polymerase II-specific; zinc ion binding. The record is from RefSeq and is a predicted model, not a curated record. The coding region runs from base 83 to 280 and encodes 65 amino acids. The transcript has 4 exons. Gene Ontology annotation, cellular component: nucleus. NCBI's taxonomy places the organism in Eukaryota, Fungi, Basidiomycota, Agaricomycetes, Boletales, Pisolithaceae.